Molecule: messenger RNA, 1444 nt
Organism: Mytilus trossulus (common blue mussel)
Lineage: Eukaryota; Metazoa; Mollusca; Bivalvia; Mytilida; Mytilidae
Exons: 2
Coding region: 336-1367 (343 amino acids)
Source: RefSeq, a predicted model, not a curated record
CAAGAGGAUUUCUUAUUAAUUGACUAAUAUAUAAUACCAAGGGUUUGUAUAGUAAGGUACUUAGUAAGGUACUUACUAUAUAAAUCCUUGAUAUCAUCGAGUUUCGUGGAGGUUUGUACAUACUACUUUGAUUACCAUUUUUGAUAUAAUCAGACUAAAUUUUAAAAUGGUCAGACGGGACUAAUGUAUUAAAAGGAUUGGCUAUUGUGUAUUAGUAAUACCGCUAUUGUGACAAUACAUGUACAUCCAACAGGUUUUUCACGAAGAACAACAACUGAUAAAAUACAUACAUACCAAAUCAAAAAGAGAAUAAAGGGGACUAAUGCAACAGUUAAAUGAAAAUGAAAAAUCUGUUCGGAUUUUUUUGUGUGUUCUACCCAACACUUUUCGUUCUGAUGAUAACACAGUUGCACGUGGCCCCAACCAAUGUGAACCACGUCUCCAUAUUAGGGAGACAAAAACGCAGCCAUUUCUAUUUCUCUAUCAAACAAACAUUGAAUAUUUCGAAAGUGGAGACAUUGAUGAUACAAGAUAAUUCCACCCAGUCUCGGUUUAAUUCCGAAGAGCAUUUCCUAACACUCUUCACGUCUUUCAAUUCUACCAUGGAGAAGUUUUACAUUUACAACAAUACCAUACAUAACUGGUUACAGAUGAAACCGAAAGUAGUACUUAUAUUUUUCUCUGAUAACUCGAAACUUAGGAAAUAUGUUAGCAGUAUUGGAUGGGACUUAACGCUUAGUGUUGGAUUAAAAUCAUGUAAUGGAACCCCAGUUUUAAAAGAUAUGUUUUUGACGGCACAACAAUUAGUUAAUAGCAAACUGUACGCUUAUGCAAAUGCAGAUAUACUAUUCAAUCGAGGAUUUUUAUCCACUUUGGAAGGAGUUGUAAACAAUACUACUAUUUAUAGAAACCCGAUACUUCUUUCUGGUAAACGUAGUGAUUUAUUACUGAAUGUUCACAAAAUAACGAAUAUACGUGGAGAAAAAGAAGUUGAAAGAGCAUUUAAGAAAAGCCAUAUAUCAUAUGGGUAUGCAGAAGAUUAUUUUGUCGUAAACCGUAAAUUUCCCUGGAAAAUAUAUCCUAAUUUAGCAAUAGGCCGAGAAAUGGUGGAUAAUUAUUUAGCGUUCGUAGCUAGAAAAAACAAAGUAACAACGAUAGACGCCUCAGGAACAGUCGGGGCUUUGCAUCAAAAAACAAAAAGUAGAGUGAAAAAACCUUCCAACUGUAACAAGAAAAUUUUAGGUACGCUCUAUUCAAGACGUAAAAUUGCAAGGGGCAAUGUUGAAUGUUUCUCAUUCGAAACACGGUUUGAUUUUGAUAGUAAGGUUUUCCUAAUGAAAAGAGGGCAAUACACAACAGUUUGUUAACAUGUAUCAUGUGUUUUCAUAUUUUUUGUUUGUACUUAACCAUCUUAUCAUUGUACAUCACGAAAUUAUUAGUUAUA